Messenger RNA from Saccostrea cuccullata (small rock oyster), 1285 nucleotides. RefSeq lists its product as uncharacterized. Bases 63 to 1070 code for a protein of 335 amino acids. The transcript has 8 exons. The record is from RefSeq and is a predicted model, not a curated record. Lineage: Eukaryota; Metazoa; Mollusca; Bivalvia; Ostreida; Ostreidae.
ACAAUUAUUCAUACAUUUCUUUUUAUUUGUUUUAGAUCUCCGGUCUGGUGCUUGCUGACUGGAUGCAUCCUCAUUAUAGUUUCAGAUGUCGUGAGAGUGAAGGAAUAGACAUUUUUGGAAUCAACAGUAAUAGUAGAGUGACCCUUGUGAAUGCGUCGUGCAUGAAUACGCAGCUUACACAACAUCAAGGAAUUUUUAAUAUUUCCUAUAAUUGUACAAACAAAGUGACGAAGGGACAUACUACGGAACAUGAAGUCGAAAUAAGUGUUAUUGAUCCAAUAUUUGAUGGAACCACAACUACCACUGCAAAUCCACCGACUGGUACUACAAAGCCCCCAGUUUUCAUUGGAGGACACAAGGAGCACAGAUUUAAAAUCAGAUGUCUCAACAUCCCAAAUACUGGAGUUAAUAAAACUGUCGCUCAUGUUUUUCAGGGAGGGCCCCACAAACUACCCGACAACCACAAAGAGGUGUUUCCCGUUGAGAUGCGCUUUAAAGCAACAGAGAACAUUAAAGCUCCUGAUAUCAGUGAGAUCUAUAUUGGAGAUGAAUUCUUUAUGUUUCUUAUAUAUACUGGAGUCUCUAAGUACAAAGUGAUACCUAAAUCUUGUACAGCGUAUUCAGGAACAGUUGUCAUUGGAAAUUCAGAUAAACAAGUCUCUCUGUGGGAUGAAAAGAAUAGGAAUGGAAGUGGAUGCAAUGUAAAUAAAGGAUUACUAGACACAAUGAAAACAUACAACAAUCAUACUAAUACUACUGCUGCAAAAAUGUAUGGGUUCAAGUUUGAGGGAAGUGAUUUCAUUACUAUAUCUUGUGAAGUUGGUGUCUUCCCAGAAAAUUCUCAAAAGAAAAUAUGCACAGCAACCAGACGGAGAAGGGAUACACGACCUUGGAGAAGGGAUGUUGUAGAUACUGCGAUUCAGAGGAAGAACGUUGUCGGCAAAUUAAGAGUAGUUAACCAUCCCUCCGAAUAUAAGAAUAUGGCCAGUAAAACUGGAGUUUCAUUUGAAUGUAUCAAGCUGUCCCUUGGAAUUAUGAUAUUGUCGUCACUUUUAAGCAUAUUCAAGUAAAAAGGACUUUUCUAACUAGACUGGUUCAUUUUUUGUUUCAUAUUGGCAUGUUAACUGUAUUUUACUGCAUAUGUAUAGGAAGAAUCAUUGAAAAACAAAUGUAUUUUUAAACAAGAAUGUCAGAAAGGGAAAUCAAAAUCAACGGAUAGUAAAAUUUUUAUAUGGAUAUUUCUGUGUUGUUUAUUAACGGAAAUGCAAAAAAAUUACAUUCAGAA